Stylonychia lemnae is the source of this 1254-nucleotide messenger RNA. The record is from the annotation of a GenBank genome assembly. NCBI's taxonomy places the organism in Eukaryota, Ciliophora, Spirotrichea, Sporadotrichida, Oxytrichidae.
AUGAAUCGAUUUCGGUUUGAUGACUUGGAACUUAAAAAUUGUCAAUAGGCCAAGCCUGAAGAGAUUAAGAAAUAAUUUAGUAAGAGCUAUCAAACCACUGAAUAUUGCGAAUAUCUAAAUACAGAGGAAAUAAAUGAGGAUUUAUCAGAAGAUUUGUAAUACUUUGACUAGGAAUAUGCCUUCAAUGCUCGUACCAAGCAGAGCAUUAUUGAUAAAACCAACAUAGAUAAUUAGCAGCAGUUAACAAAGAAAAUACAACUUUCUUAAAAUCAAAUAAGCACAGUCACAUUUUAAUAAAAAGAGUCGUCAAAUUUAAGAUUCAACUUGAUUUAAGAUAAAAAUUAGGUUUCUGAGUAAGGAGAAUAAUAAAAAAAUUAAGAGCUCAAAUAGUGCAAGUAUUUGUACACCUCAUAGAAUCAAGAACUUGAAAAUAAAAUCAAGCAAAUGGAGUAGAAUAUGUAAAUCGAGUUAGAUCCCAUGAUUUAAGUUCAAAGUAUAAGGAGGAAACAAUUAAAAAAUAAUCCUAUUUUUAAUAGCUGUGACUCGAAAUCCUUAAAUCGUGACCUUAAGUCGGGUCCAAAGUCAAAUUAAAAAAGUGAAUGGAGCUAUUAAAAGUAAAAUGACCUCAAGAUAGAAAAUUUGAAAUUCCCCAAGAAUUAAUGCUGUAUUGAAGAUAUAGUUGAUUAAAUGGUCUGCUUGUUUGGAUUAUUUGAAAACAUACAUUUCUAGACAAUCAUGACUGCCUUAAAUUUACUCAAGAAAUUUUAAGCAACUGAAUGCUUUUAAUAAUAAUUAAAACAAAUUCCCAAUUUAAUUGAGAUUAGUGGAUUCGCUUGUAUUUGUAUAUCUUCGAAGUACUGGGAUGUUCAGUAAAUCUAAUUUUAACAUUUUCAAUAUUUGCAAACAAAUAUGGUAGACAUUAAAAAAGAAGAUGUAGUAAAGGUUCCACUUUGCAUAACCGAUAAAUACUUGCCCCUUGCAAUUGCUUAAUAUUCAAGCUAGGAGUACAAGUAGAAAUUAUAGUAGAAAAUAGAGUACAUUAUGAAAAAGAAUUUAGAUAAAAUUGCUGGAGUUAGAGAUUAUUUAUAAUAGCAAUUUGAUAAACUCUAAAUUAUUACCGACUUAAAACAAGAGUUUAAACUAUAAUCUCAAACUAAUUUCGAGAGCAUAAUUCAAACCCACAGAUAUGUGAAUCUGAUAUAAUCAUUAUUUGUUGCAGCUACAACUGCAGUCCAUUAAUAUGAUGAGUCUUGA